CAUUUGAGAACAUUGUAGCUCACAAGCACUGUUAAUAUAGAUUUUAAAAUGAUAUCCUUGAGCUACUUGUAUAUAGCCACUAGUACCGCUAUCCCCCCCAAGCUCGCUGAUAUAAUGGUGCAGAAACGACCUCUCACGUGGAGAUAGCCGAUAAGCAACGAUUUGCGCUUUUCACAGCCAAGGGCGAUCCUUCAAGUCUCCACCAUCAGAUCUCUUCAAAAGCAAAGACAAACCACCGCAACAAACCGGUCGGUGGACUUACUCCCUCAAAAUGGCGUCGCCAUUAAUUCUCCUCCCGGGUGACGAAGUCCCCUCCGAAUACCUACCAUCCAGCAAUUCCGCUCCCUUGAGACUCGGAGCAGGUCUUCGUCUCCUCUCGCAACCAUCAGCGAUUUCCCCAAGCCAUGUCAUAUCCGCCACGCAACCCGGGCUCCUCUCAACAGACAACAAAAGAAAUGCCGUCUCGAUCCUCUCUACCCCGAACCGUCGCUACGUCCCAACACCCGGCGAUCUAGUGAUCGCGCAGAUCCACCACUCCAGUCCGGAUUAUUUCCAUUGCAUGAUUACGCCGCAAGCGCCCCAGGCGCUGCUGGGACAGCUUUCAUUUGAGGGUGCGACGAAGAAGACGCGGCCGAUGCUGAAACAGGGUGACCUGGUGUAUGCUCGUGUGUUGUCGACUGGUCUGGGCGCUGGCGCGGAGGUGGAACUUACAUGUGUCAAUCCAGCCACAGGACGGGCUGAUGGAGGAUUAGGCCCAUUGACUGGGGGUAUGGUUUUUGAUGUGUCGACAGGGUUGGCGGCUCGGUUGAUAAAGGCGAGUUCCUCGUCGGGAGAGCAACAGGAUGGUGUGGCAGGGUUAGUGGUCUUGGAUGAACUGGGCAAGAAGUUGGAGAAGGCAGGUGGAUUUGAGAUUGCUGUGGGGAGGAAUGGAAAGGUUUGGGUGGAUUGUGCGAAUGGAGGCGAUUAUGCUGUCAAGGCGACGGUCGCAAUCGGGCGAUGCCUGAGUACCAUCGACGAGCAUGAAUUGAGCUCGACAGACCAGAGGAAGCUGGUGACCAGGAUAUUACGAGAUAUGAAGAUAGAAUCGUGAUGUGUUGUUGUGUAUUCCAUAUUAUUAUUAUUAUUUUCUUUUUUUUUUUUUACUGUAUACAUCUGUUGUUGGUUGAUGGUGUCAUUUCUCAUGUAUCUACUAGUAGUUUACCACACUGAGCGCAAUCCAAAAGCAUACCCAAUG
Molecule: messenger RNA, 1234 nt
Organism: Aspergillus caelatus
Lineage: Eukaryota; Fungi; Ascomycota; Eurotiomycetes; Eurotiales; Aspergillaceae
Product: exosome non-catalytic core subunit RRP40
Exons: 1
Coding region: 272-1090 (272 amino acids)
Biological process (GO): U4 snRNA 3'-end processing; exonucleolytic trimming to generate mature 3'-end of 5.8S rRNA from tricistronic rRNA transcript (SSU-rRNA, 5.8S rRNA, LSU-rRNA); TRAMP-dependent tRNA surveillance pathway
Cellular component (GO): cytoplasmic exosome (RNase complex); nuclear exosome (RNase complex)
Molecular function (GO): RNA binding
Source: RefSeq, a predicted model, not a curated record